Messenger RNA from Saimiri boliviensis boliviensis (Bolivian squirrel monkey), 3611 nucleotides. RefSeq names its product zinc finger protein 143 (gene ZNF143). Gene Ontology annotation, molecular function: DNA-binding transcription factor activity, RNA polymerase II-specific; RNA polymerase II cis-regulatory region sequence-specific DNA binding. The record is from RefSeq and is a predicted model, not a curated record. Gene Ontology annotation, biological process: regulation of transcription by RNA polymerase II. Gene Ontology annotation, cellular component: PcG protein complex; transcription regulator complex; chromatin. NCBI's taxonomy places the organism in Eukaryota, Metazoa, Chordata, Mammalia, Primates, Cebidae.
GACUUCCUUUUAUCAUAGCACUGAUACCUUUUUGUGAAUCUGAAUGAUAGUUCCUACCUUUGGUCUAAUGAGGGUAUAGUUUGUAAUAUUUCAAAGACAAAAUUCUUCAAGCAGUCCUAAAGAUAAAAAGAAUUUAAAAUUAUUACUACAAUCUGCAUAUUGUUAUUUUAAAUAUUGAUGCUAAAGUCAGAUCUUUGGACCUGGAAAGGUUCUCAAGACAUCUUCUGGUUCAGUUCCCUGGUCCAAGGCAGCUAAAUUAUCCCAACUACUGUUUGAGAUAAGCCAAGGUCCACAGAGGUAAGGACUGAUGGAGGUAGAAGGGAAGAAGGAGGUUGUGUUGGUGAUUGGUAAAAGAAUUGACUGUUUAUUCAUUUAUUCAAUACCUGUUGUACUUCUACUAUGGGUCAAGCACUUUUUAGGCACUAGAGUCAGUAGUGAGCAAACAGAUAAAAAUCUCUGUCCAUUCUCAUGGAAGGAGAAAUAGAUAAACUAAAUAAGUAAAUACAUAUUUGUCAAAUAAUAAGUACUCUGCAGAAAUAUAGAUGGGAAAAGAAAGAUAGAGUUUACCAUGAUUGAACAGUUGGGAAAUGCAGUUUGAAAUGGGGUAGACAGGGAAGCUCUCAUUCCAUUUGAGCAGACUUGAAGAGGUGAGGGAAUGAACAAUGAAGAUUCUGGGGAAAAUGUUUCAGACAGAAGGAACUUCAAAUGAACAAGUCCUACGGCAGCAGAACACCCAGUAUGUUUGAGGAAAAGCAGGGAUGCCAGUGUGGCUGAAGUGGAGUGAAUGAGAUGGUAGAAGAUGUUGUUAGCCCAAAUAAAUCGAGAUUCUCAGGGAAUGACAGAGUUUCCUGGAGGAGGGAUGGAGGCUCAACAUGUUACCCUGUGCUUGACAGAGGCAGUUACUGUGGCAGAUGGUGACAACUUAGAAAAUAUGGAAGGUGUAAGCUUGCAAGCAGUAACACUUGCAGAUGGUUCUACUGCUUACAUACAACACAAUUCUAAAGACGGAAAACUCAUAGAUGGUCAGGUCAUUCAGUUGGAAGAUGGUUCCGCUGCCUAUGUUCAACAUGUACCCAUACCUAAAAGUACAGGGGACAGUUUGCGUCUAGAGGAUGGUCAAGCAGUGCAGUUAGAAGAUGGUACCACAGCGUUUAUUCACCAUACCUCCAAAGAUAGUUAUGACCAGAGUGCAUUACAGGCGGUUCAGCUGGAAGAUGGCACCACAGCUUAUAUCCACCACGCAGUGCAAGUCCCACAGUCUGACACCAUCUUGGCAAUUCAGGCAGAUGGGACAGUAGCAGGUCUGCACACUGGGGAUGCUACAAUUGACCCUGACACCAUCAGUGCUUUGGAACAGUAUGCAGCAAAGGUGUCCAUUGAUGGAAGUGAAAGUGUAACAGGUACUGGAAUGAUUGGAGAAAAUGAGCAAGAAAAAAAAAUGCAGAUUGUUUUACAAGGACAUGCAACAAGAGUAACUGCUAAAUCUCAACAGAGUGGAGAGAAGGCAUUUCGAUGUGAAUAUGAUGGAUGUGGAAAAUUAUAUACAACAGCUCAUCAUCUUAAGGUCCAUGAGAGGUCACACACAGGAGAUCGGCCUUAUCAGUGUGAGCAUGCAGGCUGUGGGAAGGCAUUUGCAACAGGUUAUGGAUUAAAAAGUCAUGUCAGAACUCAUACAGGAGAAAAGCCAUAUCGGUGUUCAGAAGAUAAUUGUACUAAAUCUUUCAAAACUUCAGGAGAUCUACAGAAACAUAUCAGAACUCAUACAGGAGAAAGGCCCUUUAAGUGUCCCUUUGAAGGCUGCGGUCGGUCGUUUACAACAUCAAAUAUCAGAAAAGUGCACGUUAGGACACACACAGGAGAAAGACCUUACUACUGCACAGAGCCAGGAUGUGGGAGGGCAUUUGCCAGUGCAACCAAUUAUAAAAACCAUGUGAGGAUACACACAGGGGAAAAGCCAUAUGUUUGUACAGUUCCUGGUUGUGACAAAAGGUUUACAGAAUAUUCCAGUCUGUACAAACAUCAUGUUGUCCACACUCAUUCUAAACCUUACAACUGUAACCACUGUGGGAAGACAUACAAGCAGAUCUCCACACUGGCCAUGCACAAACGGACAGCCCACAACGACACUGAGCCCAUCGAGGAAGAGCAGGAAGCCUUCUUUGAGCCGCCCCCAGGUCAAGGUGAAGAUGUUCUUAAAGGGUCCCAGAUUACAUAUGUUACGGGUGUAGAAGGGGACGACGUUGUUUCUACACAAGUAGCCACAGUAACUCAAUCUGGGCUAAGUCAACAAGUUACACUCAUAUCUCAAGAUGGGACUCAGCAUGUCAACAUAUCUCAAGCUGACAUGCAGGCCAUUGGCAACACCAUCACAAUGGUAACGCAGGAUGGCACGCCCAUCACAGUCCCUGCCCAUGAUGCAGUCAUUUCCUCAGCAGGAACACACUCUGUUGCUAUGGUUACUGCUGAGGGUACAGAAGGGCAACAGGUUGCAAUUGUAGCUCAAGAUUUGGCAGCAUUCCAUACUGCCUCAUCAGAAAUGGGGCACCAGCAGCAUAGCCAUCACUUAGUAACCACAGAAACCAGACCUCUGACCUUAGUAGCAACAUCCAAUGGCACCCAGAUUGCAGUUCAGCUUGGAGAACAGCCAUCUCUGGAAGAAGCCAUCAGAAUAGCGUCUAGAAUCCAACAAGGAGAAACACCAGGGUUGGAUGAUUAAUCCCCAGAACAAUGGAGCAAUAAAGCCAGGAGUCUUUUAUUUUCUGGCAACAGAAAUCCAUGAAGCCCGGGCCCAGGAAAAUUAGAAGUUUUCCAUUCCUGAUACACUGUACACAUUUUUAUGCAAGAGUGGAGAAGAUUUUAUUCUUGACACUUUUGUGUAUAUAACCCUUGGAAUAGAUUCUCAAAGUGAUUCAUGUGUACAAGGAAGUAUGAAAUUAGGGCAAUACAGUAAAUUUUCAUGUUACUCUUUUAUCAGAUCACAAACUCUUAGAGUCCACAUUCAAGAGUAGUAAAGUCUUAUGGGAGUCUUAUGAUGGAUUUUUAACUUCCCAUGAAAAAAAUAAAGGCUGUAUCUAAAAUAUCAAAGGGUCUAUAUGUCACACAAUCAUAAUUCCAAAAGCCAUUAUGGAUAAUAAAGGAUGUAAAGCCUUCAGAUAUUUCCCCAGUUAGUAGAGUGUCUGCGGAUUUUGUUCUAUAUAUUUGUCCAUUUUUAUUUGUAUCUUCUGGUUUGCAGACUUUGAAUAAUUUACAGUUUCCCCUCCUUGUUAAAAACCAGCUCUUCAAGCUGAAAUGCUAAUUAUAUUGGCAUUACAUUGGAUUAUGUAUAAGAUCAUAAAAUUUGGUUAUUUAAAAUUAAGAAGUUAAAUCCAGUGGUUUUGUUCAAAGAUUUUGCUUAGUAUUCAGUUUUUAUAACUGUUAAAAAAAAAAAAAUUAUCAAAGUUUAACCACAUGCUGGUGCCCGGGAUAACAGUGUUGUAAUUGGAAAUGGCUUUACUCUGAAAAUUAGGUUCGUGGGUUGGUGUAAAUUAUUUAUUUUUGCUUAUGUACUUUUGUUUUAAAUCUUACCCCAAAGUUUAUUAUUAAUUUUCAAUACAGCGAUUUUUAAAACGUUA